GCGCUGCUGGAGCUGACGCCGCACCGGAUGGCGGUGUGCCACCUCGUGCAGGUCUUCGCGCCGCAGCAGGAGGGGGGCCCCGCCACGCCGCCCUUCCCCUUCGAGUCCGUCGCCCACCACAACCGCCUCGGCCUCUUCCUCUUCUCCCUCACCCGGUCUUGCGAGGAUUUUCUGGAACCGCCACUGGAAGAGCUUUUAAGGCAGUUGAAGGCGGUAGAUGAUUUAGUCAAUGGUUGGCUCUGUGAGCAGUUGACAACCACGCUGUCAGGGCUUAUCUCACCGGACGAUUUGUUCAACUUCUUUGAUAAGCUACGAGGGGUGCUCACUUCACCAGAGGGUGCAAGUGUGGAGGACGAAUUCCUGGACCCUAAUAGCCAGCUUGGGGUUUAUCUUCGUUGCUGUAUACUUGCCUUCAAUUCAAUGACUUUCGAGGGCGUCUGCCAUCUGUUGUCAAAUCUUGUGGCGUACUGUAACUCCGCUGAGACACCUUAUGAUCUGGCCGAAGAUGAGGAUUUUAACAGUGAAAUGGAAAUGAGUGACCUGAUGGAUGCAGAUAUAGGUGUUAGAGCUGGCGUAUUUGACAAAUACGGUCAAGGUUAUGCCACUGAGAGCCAUAUGGGGGAGAGCUCUUCGUCUUUUGUCCAUGCACCAAUCUCACUCCAUGAUUUUGAUGAAGACAAUAUUUUCAAAGCAGAUGAGAAUCCAACUUGUCUGAGAUCAAGGUGGCAAUUAGAGGCAUAUCUUAACCAGCAAGCAGACAUUCUUGAGAAGGAUCCCAGCUCGGUGCCUUUGAAUUCAUUUAAUGCCACCAUGACGCAGCUUCAGACAUUAGCCCCAGAGCUUCAUCGUGUCCAGUUCUUGCAACACUUGAAUGCUCUGAGCCAUGAUGACUAUGUUUCAGCAUUAGACAAUCUUCACCGCUACUUUGAUUACAGUGCAGGGCAAGGACUUUUUAGUCGCUCUUUGUCUGCAAACCAAGAUAUUAUUGUUGGAAAGUAUGAGAGUGCUCUGCUUUCCUUAGGCAGCUUGCAUUGUUACUUUGGACAUCCAAAGAAAGCCCUAGAGGCAUUCACGGAAGCAGUGCGUGUUUCUCAAAUGAACAAUGACGAUUCCUGCCUUGCAUAUAUAUUAGGAGCCAUCUCCAAUCUACUAUCAAAGAUAGGCACAUCAAGCACAGUCGGAAUAAUUGGUUCUCCAUAUUCACUUGGAAACAAUUCUGGACUAGGCACGCCGUUGUCCAUUCAGCAGCAGCUGCUUGUUCUGUUGAAGCGGUCGCUUAAGAGAGCUGAUAUGUUGAAACUUACAAGCUUAAUAUCCUUCGAUCACAUCUCCCUUGCAAAAUUUGAUCUGAAGCAUGUCCAGAGGCCAUUGGUGUCUUUUGGCCCUAAUGCUUCUACAAAGCUUAGAACAUGUCCUGCCGAUGUCUGCAAGAACUUAAGAUUAAGUUCCCACGUCUUGUCCGACUUUGGCACAGGUGACUUGUCAACUUCACAUGAUAAUGGUAGCUUCAGCACCUCGUGGCUUAGGAAUCUGUCCGCUGCUUCCAGUUCCUGGUGUAGCAGCUCGGCAAAGCCUGGAAAACAAAUUGUAAAUGACUUUGACAAUUUCCACUUCAAUGCACAACCAAGUCCAAUACCUACAUCAGUAUUGCAAUUAGCCGGCUCAGCGUACUUGAUGAGAGCCACUGCAUGGGAGCAUUAUGGAAGUGCUCCGAUGGUUCGAAUGAAUGCUUUGGUCUAUACAACCUGCUUUGCUGAUGCUGCAAGUUCAUCAGAGCUGUCACUAGCAUACGUCAAGCUAAUUCAACAAUUAGUAGUCUUCAAAGGGUAUUCUGUGGCUUUUGGUGCUCUAAAGCUUGCCGAAGAGAAAUUUCCAUCCUCGACGAAUCCACACAUCCAGCUUCUCAAAAUGCAAUUGCUACAUGAUCGUGCCCUGCAUCGAGGACACUUGCGAGUUGCGCAACAAAUCUGCGAUGAAUUUGGGGUGCUCUCAUCUUCUGUCAGUGGAGUAGACAUUGAGCUGAAGACUGAAGCUAGUCUACGGCAUGCCCGCACGCUACUUGCUGCAAAACAGUUUAGCCAGGCAGCAGUCGUGGCGAAUUCUCUUUUCUCUACAUGCUACAAGUACAACAUGCAAGUAGAGAAUGCAAGUGUUCUUCUAUUACUCGCUGAAAUACAUAAAAAGUCCGACAAUGCAGUCCUUGGCCUUCCUUACGCAUUAGCAAGCCAAUCAUUCUGCAAAUCAUUUAACUUGGAUCUCCUUGAAGCUUCUGCCACGCUUACUCUUGCUGAACUGUGGCUAGCUCUUGGAUCAAACCAUGCGAAGAGGGCAUUAAGCCUUGUUUACCAAAGCCUUCCUAUGAUUCUUGGCCAUGGUGGUCUUGAGCUGCGUGCUCGAGCUCAUAUAGUCUUAGCAAAAUGUUACUUAACUGAUCCAGAAUAUUCAGUUUCCGAAGAUCCUUGUGCUGUUCUGGAUCCUCUAAGCCAAGCGGUGGAAGAUCUGCAGGUUUUAGAGUACCAUGAUAUGGCGGCGGAGGCCUACUAUCUGAAGGCUAUGGCGUAUAACCAUCUGGGCAAGGAGGGCGAGAGGGAGGAGGCAGCGGCUCGUUUCAAGGAGCAUGUCACCGCCAUCGAGAACCCACGCGACGAGGAGGCUUCACUCGCUUACUGAGGUAGUCAGGCUGCACAGUUGAGCGCUAGACUGCAAGAUACGCCCUGGUACAAGCAUGUAUGGCCAGCAGCAAGACAGCAGAAGGUGGAUAAACAGAUGCGAUGUUUGCUUGGUCUGCCUGAUCUCAAGGCUCUAUCCAUGGCUUCCUCACAAGCUGCCUCGUCUGUGUGUAAAUGAGUACCUUGGGAUGCACGCUGGCUGAAGCUUUACACAGUAUGAGAGCGCAAAAUGUUGUGUUGAUGAUCUGAUCGUAGAUCGUACGGAGACAAGUUGUGUCACUGGCUGCUAGUCUCGUCUGGUGACAGAUGAAGGGAUUGGCGUGUUUGUGUAAGUAUAGGAGAUUCCUGGGUCCUGGUACUCGAUGGAGAGAUAGGUGCAUAUCUGUCUGGCAGCAUAUCCGGCGGCAGCAAAUCUGAUGGACCUACUUGUGUUCUAUGCUGUGUGUAGUGAAAAUUCCUUGGAAUUUAGAUCCUAUUUUUUUUUCUUCUUUUCCUCUCGUUUUUGUUUGUCAGAGUUUCCAGAUCAUCUACUCCAGAUGAAAAUUAUAUACAUGUUUCAGUUGUAAUGGAAGUUUGAGAUGUUAUACAUUUUGA
Messenger RNA from Lolium rigidum, 3263 nucleotides. Its product is annotated as anaphase-promoting complex subunit 5-like. The transcript is spliced from 20 exons. The coding region runs from base 28 to 2670 and encodes 880 amino acids. Gene Ontology annotation, biological process: protein K11-linked ubiquitination; anaphase-promoting complex-dependent catabolic process; positive regulation of mitotic metaphase/anaphase transition. Gene Ontology annotation, cellular component: anaphase-promoting complex. Gene Ontology annotation, molecular function: protein binding. Lineage: Eukaryota; Viridiplantae; Streptophyta; Magnoliopsida; Poales; Poaceae. The record is from RefSeq and is a predicted model, not a curated record.